Messenger RNA from Vitis riparia (riverbank grape), 3263 nucleotides. RefSeq names its product probable inactive ATP-dependent zinc metalloprotease FTSHI 2, chloroplastic. Gene Ontology annotation, molecular function: ATP-dependent peptidase activity; ATP hydrolysis activity; metalloendopeptidase activity. Gene Ontology annotation, cellular component: chloroplast thylakoid. Gene Ontology annotation, biological process: proteolysis. The transcript has 12 exons. The coding region runs from base 245 to 2911 and encodes 888 amino acids. The record is from RefSeq and is a predicted model, not a curated record. Lineage: Eukaryota; Viridiplantae; Streptophyta; Magnoliopsida; Vitales; Vitaceae.
CAGUGUAAAAUCCAGAUGAAAGGAAAAAGAAAACGGUGUCGUUUUGAUUGAAUGACUUCCGGCUCUGAUCCUUUCUCACUGAUUUCUCAGCCCACAUCUCCACUCCAUCUGUGAAAAAACCCUUUGGAAUUUCAAAGCCCUAAUUCUCAAAUCCACAUCCCGCCGAAGCUUUCUGCAACUCCAAUGGCGCUUCCACCAAUUCUUCAUCACUCUCACUCUCAUUAAACUUCUCCACAGCGGUCCCAUGGCCAGUCACUGUACUCUCAAUUCUCCACAUUUUCCCUCUCUCCCAUUUCUCUCUCGCCCCAAAACCAGAACCAAAACAAAAAAUUUAGCUAUUCGUCCACCAAUUAUCUCAUACCACUUCUCCACUUCUCAACCCCAAGAAUAUGAAGAUAACGACAUGGAAAGCAAAAAGGCGAAGCAAAACCCUUGCAAAUUCCUCAACCUCUCCAUAACUCUCACCAUCAUUUCCGCCUCUCUCCCCCAACCCUCCCUCGCAGCCGCUGCCGUCGGAAAAUCUGCAGGAAAAAAGCGUUCCUCGAGAAAACCAGAAGCGCUGACACCCCAAGAACUGAAAUCGUGGACAGAAGGACUUCCCGUUGUGACGGACCGUGUUCCUUAUACGGACAUUUUGGAUUUGAAACGAGAGGGAAAGCUUAAGCAUGUAAUUAAGCCGCCCGGUGGACCUGGGGUCGGGCUGAGGCAGAGGGCGGAGGCAGUUUUGGUGGUUUUAGAAGAUUCUAGGGUUUUGAGGACGGUGGUGCCCUCUGUAGAGAGGGAUAGGAGGUUUUGGGAAAUGUGGGAUGAGUUGAAGAUUGAUAGCGUUUGUGUGAAUGCGUAUAGUCCGCCAGUGAAGGGGCCGGAGCUCCCAGUCCCUUAUUUAGGGUUCUUGUCCAGGAUACCGGCAUAUAUGUUUUCAUUUGUGAAACCGAAGCCUGUGUCUAAGAGGGCAAUGGAGAUAAAGAGGGAGAGAGAGGAGUUGAAGAGGAACAGGAAGAAUGAGUUGGUGAGGAUGAGGGAGGAGAGGGAGAUGAUGGAGAAGGCCAUUAGAGUGCAAAAGAGGAUGGAAGAGAGGAGAAUAAGGAGGGAGUUGAAGAAGAAAAAGUACGAGGAAUCAACGCGUGAUGCAAGGAGGAAAUAUGAACGUAUGGCAAAUUUUUGGGCCAAUUUGGCUGCGGACUCAAAUGUGGCAACUGCACUUGGGUUUGUGUUCUUUUACAUAUUUUAUAGGACGGUUGUCUUAAGCUAUAGGAAGCAGAAGAAAGAUUAUGAGGAUAGAUUGAAAAUUGAGAAAGCAGAGGCAGAGGAGAAGAAGAAAAUGAGGGAACUAGAGAGACAGUUGGAGGGAAUUGAGGGUGGGGAAGAUGAGAGUGAGAUUGUGGGAGGUGAGCAGAAUCCUUACAUGAAGAUGGCUAUGCAGUUCAUGAAGUCCGGAGCUCGUGUUCGCAGGGCACAUAAUAAGAGACUCCCUCAAUAUUUAGAGAGAGGUGUGGAUGUGAAGUUUACCGAUGUUGCUGGACUUGGGAAGAUAAGGCUUGAGCUUGAGGAGAUUGUGAAAUUUUUUACACAUGGUGAAAUGUAUCGUAGGCGAGGAGUAAAAAUACCAGGGGGCAUACUUCUUUGUGGCCCUCCAGGGGUGGGGAAGACUUUGCUCGCAAAAGCUGUGGCAGGUGAAGCAGGUGUGAACUUCUUCUCCAUCUCUGCGUCUCAGUUUGUGGAAAUAUAUGUUGGGGUUGGUGCUUCUCGUGUACGGGCACUUUACCAAGAAGCAAAGGAAAAUGCUCCAUCUGUUGUCUUCAUUGAUGAGCUGGAUGCUGUUGGUAGGGAGCGUGGUUUGAUCAAGGGAUCUGGCGGACAAGAACGUGAUGCUACUCUUAAUCAGCUUCUUGUUUGUUUGGAUGGAUUUGAAGGGAGAGGAAACGUGAUUACUAUUGCCUCCACAAAUAGACCGGAUAUUUUGGAUCCAGCACUUGUGAGACCAGGACGGUUUGAUCGAAAAAUUUAUAUUCCUAAGCCUGGCAUAAUAGGACGCAUUGAAAUUCUGAAGGUUCAUGCUAGAAAGAAGCCAAUGGCUGAGGAUGUGGACUAUAUGGCAGUUGGUAGUAUGACUGAUGGAAUGGUUGGUGCAGAGCUAGCCAACAUUAUUGAGGUUGCUGCCAUAAACAUGAUGCGUGAUGGAAGGAGUGAGAUUACAACCGAUGACUUAUUACAAGCGGCACAAAUAGAAGAAAGAGGAAUGCUGGAUAGAAAGGAGAGAAGCCCUGAGAUGUGGAAGCAAGUAGCUAUUAAUGAAGCAGCAAUGGCUGUAGUAGCUGUGAACUUUCCUGAUCUAAAAAAUAUUGAGUUUGUCACAAUUUCUCCCAGAGCUGGCAGGGAAUUGGGUUACGUUCGGAUGAAAAUGGAUCACAUCAAGUUUAAGGAAGGAAUGCUUAGUCGGCAAUCCCUCCUGGAUCAUAUCACUGUUCAACUAGCACCGCGUGCUGCUGAUGAGAUUUGGUAUGGUGAAGAUCAGUUGAGUACCAUAUGGGCUGAAACAGCAGAUAAUGCUAGAUCAGCAGCAAGGACCUUUGUUCUUGGUGGCCUUUCUGAGAAACAUCAAGGGUUAUCUAGCUUCUGGGUUGCGGAUCGAAUUAAUGAUAUUGAUUUGGAGGCAUUGCGGAUCUUAGAAGUUUGUUAUGAACGUGCAAAAGAGAUCCUGAAGCAGAAUCGAAAACUCAUGGAUGCUGUGGUUGAUGAACUUGUCCAGAAGAAAAGUCUGACCAAGCAAGAAUUUUUUCGCCUAGUUGAGGUGCAUGGCUCCCUUAAACCUAUGCCACCUAAUAUUCUUGAUAUCAGGGCUGCCAAGCGUAUACAAUUCCAAGAAAGGAUGAUGAACCAGAGAGAGGCAGCAGUAGGGAAGAACAUUUGAGCACAGUACCAAGAGAACUAUCUGACAGCAUGGUUAGCACCAUAAACUGAGACCUGGUGUUUUUCGUCCAAAGCAGAGUCAACAUGUUGAACUAGACCUGGCAAAUUACUUCGGUUCUGAAGGAAGAAUACAGCUUGAUACUGAGGAAGCAAGGCCAUCGCUGCCAAAUAAAACUCAUUCACAGUGUGGGCAUAAGUAGGUGGUCAUCUAAAUGCGAUUUGAUUCAGAAUUCAAUUCUGCUCUGCCCUAAUCAUAACAAUUGGGCACUGAGAUUUUGUAAUCAUAUUACACAGUUUCAAUUGAUUUUAUACGAGGAACACAGGUUACAUGUGGUAUGUUGUUUCGAUCUUCA